AUGUCUUUUGUAAGAGGUUUCAUGGCUGCAAAGAAGAUCCUUGGUGGCUCUAUAGCAGAAACUUACAAAGCAACUUCAGCACCAAAAGGGUUUCUUGCAGUGUACGUCGGUGAGAACCUGAAGAAGAAGCAGAGAUACUUAGUACCAGUCUCAUACUUGAACCAGCCUUUGUUUCAAUCUCUUCUAACUAAAGCCGAAGAAGAGUUCGGAUUUGAUCAUCCGAUGGGCGGCUUGACCAUCCCUUGUCCUGAAGAUACAUUCCUUACUGUAACUUCUCGGAUCCAAGGAUGA
This is a messenger RNA of Arabis nemorensis, 291 nucleotides long. Lineage: Eukaryota; Viridiplantae; Streptophyta; Magnoliopsida; Brassicales; Brassicaceae. The record is from the annotation of a GenBank genome assembly.